UUAUAAUAACAUCUUCAGCUUUGUCGGCUGAGAUUUGUGAUUUGUAUCCCGAGCGGCGUGAACAGUAACCAGCCCUAUCUCCAUGGAUGGAGAAGACCAGAAACCAAGUCUGGAAUCACCAUUGAUUUCUCAAGAAGCUGUGUUUCACUCCAGGAAUGGAGCAAAAAGAGAGGAGAUCUUGGGUGAAGUGAAGAAACAGUUGAAAAUAGCAGGGCCUUUGAUGUUAGUCAAUGUUCUACUAUAUAGCUUACAGGUGAUUUCAGUAAUGUUUGUGGGUCAUCUGGGAGAGCUAUCUCUCUCUGGUGCUUGCAUGGCCACUUCCUUUGCUUCAGUCACUGGCUUCAGCUUGAUGAUAGGAAUGGGAAGUGCAUUAGACACCUUCUGCGGUCAGUCAUUUGGAGCAAAACAAUAUCAUAUGCUUGGUGUACACAAGCAAAGAGCCAUGGUUGUGCUUCUAUUGGUUAGCAUUCCUGUUGCUUUUAUUUGGAACAAUACAGGCCAUAUUCUUGCAUCAUUGGGACAAGAUCCAGAGAUAUCAGCUGAAGCCGGACUUUAUGCUCACUUUAUGAUACCUAGCAUUUUCGCUUUUGCGCUUCUACAAUGUCAUAUCAGAUUCUUACAAGCUCAAAAUACUGUGGUUCCUAUGAUGAUAACCACAGGAUUCACAACUCUACUCCACAUCUUCGCUUGUUGGAUGCUGGUCUUCAAAUCAGGGCUUGGAAACAAAGGGGCUGCACUUGCAAAUGCCAUCUCUUAUUGGAUCAAUGUCCUAUUAUUAGCAAUUUACAUUAGGAUCUCCCCUUCCUGCAAGAAAACUUGGACAGGUUUUUCAAUGCAGGCCUUCCAUGAUGUGCUAAAAUUUCUAAGACUAGCUAUUCCUUCGGCUGUAAUGAUUUGCUUGACAAUCUGGUCAUUUGAAAUGAUGGUAUUGUUAUCUGGUCUUCUUCCUAAUCCAAAGCUUGAGACAUCAGUUCUAUCAAUCAGCCUUAACACGUCUUCAGUAAUUUUCAUGAUACCCUUCGGAUUUAGUGGCACAAUAAGCAUAAGAGUUUCAAACGAAUUGGGGGCUGGGAGACCACAAGCAGCACAAUUAGCAAUAUAUGUUGUGUUAUUCAUGGUCGCCAUAGAAGGCAUUUUAGUAGCCACCGCCCUGAUCUUAGGGCGUAAUUUUUGGGGCUACUCGUAUAGCAAUGAGGCAAGUGUAGUGAAAUAUGUUGGAGAAAUGAUGUUGUUGCUUGCAAUAUCCCACUUUUUUGAUGGCAUCCAAUCGGUACUUUCAGGCGUGGUUAGAGGAAGUGGCAAGCAAAAGAUUGGCGCUUUGGUUAACUUAGGAGCUUAUUAUCUUGUUGGAGUUCCGCUUGGUGUAGUAAUAGCUUUCGUCUAUCAUGGUGGAGGAAAGGGACUCUGGACGGGAGUUAUAGUUUCACUCUUUGUGCAAACAAUAUCUCUUGCAAUCGUAAUUCUUUGUACUAAUUGGGAGAAAGAAGCAAAGAAGGCUAUUGACAGAGUAUAUGACUCUAUGGCCCUGUGAAUGCAGUAUCAUCAAAUUGGCAUCGAAGUAACAUUGAUUUUCUAACUAAAUCUAUAUAAAUAAUUCUCAAUCUUGUUUGUAAUUCAUGACUAGAAACCAACUUGCAUUUAACAUGUAAGCCUAUUUGGUUCAGCAUUCCGGGAUUGUUCAUUUCCAUUAAUGUGUAUCUUAUAAAUUGACUUGUUGAAAGCUUGCCAGUAACAUGCGUUUUUCAUGCCCCUUUGAGAUUAAUGAA
This is a messenger RNA of Vitis riparia (riverbank grape), 1766 nucleotides long. RefSeq names its product protein DETOXIFICATION 16-like. Gene Ontology annotation, biological process: xenobiotic detoxification by transmembrane export across the plasma membrane. The record is from RefSeq and is a predicted model, not a curated record. The coding region runs from base 83 to 1531 and encodes 482 amino acids. Lineage: Eukaryota; Viridiplantae; Streptophyta; Magnoliopsida; Vitales; Vitaceae. Gene Ontology annotation, cellular component: membrane. The transcript is spliced from 8 exons. Gene Ontology annotation, molecular function: xenobiotic transmembrane transporter activity; antiporter activity.